Penicillium soppii is the source of this 2682-nucleotide messenger RNA. RefSeq names its product UBA/TS-N domain protein. Lineage: Eukaryota; Fungi; Ascomycota; Eurotiomycetes; Eurotiales; Aspergillaceae. The record is from RefSeq and is a predicted model, not a curated record. The coding region runs from base 1 to 2682 and encodes 893 amino acids. Gene Ontology annotation, molecular function: clathrin binding. Gene Ontology annotation, biological process: clathrin-dependent endocytosis; clathrin coat disassembly. Gene Ontology annotation, cellular component: intracellular membrane-bounded organelle; cytoplasm; vesicle. The transcript is spliced from 2 exons.
AUGGAGGACCUAAACGGCUUGAGCUGGUCCUCCGACUCCAAUAAUCCAAAUAAACCCCCACCUAUGAGCUCUGGAUAUUUAUUUCCGGCUAUGCCAUCAAAUGGUGGCUCCGGCAGGUCUACCCCGUUGUCCACCACCACCUCCAACCGCUCAAGUUCUCCAGCGAAGCCCGCCACAUCUACCGGAGACAGUUUCGCAAAGCUGGUCUCAUUUAACUCUGCGGCUGGGAACAAGAAUCUGUCGCUUAUGGAACAACAGCAGCGUCUGCAGGAGGAAAGGGCCAAGAAGGAAGCCGACAACCGCAGUCGACUCGAAUCGCAAUACGGUGGUCAGAACAACCAGUUCUGGGACAAGCUUGAACAGGGACGCACACAGAGCCCCGCCAGUAUCCCGACAUCGCGAUCCGUGCCACCACCCGCGGAUGAAGAUGAUAUCCUCGGUGCAUUUAGCGCUGAUGCGCCAGUGGACGCCUCUACUCAUUUCCCAAUACCCAUCUCCGCGAGAGCGUCGCCCCAAAUCGGUACAAACAAUCGUCCAGAGCCCCCCAGCGGAGGAAUCUCUAUGCAGGAUAACACAGGGGGGAUGGAUGCUUUCGAUGACGACGAUCCAUUCGGGCUCAAUCAAUUGAAGCCCAAAUCUGCACCUGCUCCCCCUCCUGCACAAGGUGACGACGAUGAUUUCCUCGGUUUACUUGGAAAGCCGGUAUCAGAGAUUCCUCGGCAACCAACUCCUGUAUCUGCGACUCUAUCUGAUCGUGACCGAGAGCAUGAUACAUCUCCCAUGCCUUCCAACGACGCCGAUCGAGCUAUUGCGGAGCUGGUGGACAUGGGAUUUCCUGCGGAUAAAGCUCGCCGAGCUCUUCAAACAACAGAGUCCGGGACCGAUGUACAGGGGGCUGUUGGUUGGCUUCUUACUCAGGCCCACUCCGAAUCUCGGCAGAAGACUGAAGGACGCAGCAGUGCUCGCCCUAUUGACCAUUCUGAGAGAAGUGACAGCCGUAAUCGCGACAGACCCUCCUGGAUGAUGGAAGAAAGGAACGACUCUCGUUCGCGCGAUAGACGGAGCCCAGCAUCGGCUGACAAAGACCCUGCCCAAGUGGCUUCCCAGUUUGGCAACAACCUGCUGAAACAAGCUGGUUCGCUUUGGAAGACUGGUAGCAAGAAAUUCCAACAAGCUGUGAAUGAGUUCAACACCGAACAUGACUCCAAUCAGCCACGUUGGAUGAGAGAUGGGUCUUCUUCACACGACGAGCCCCCUCUACAGCCGCAGCGCCCGGGUCGUCGUGAGCAGUCAGCUCAAUCCCACGCGCCGCCGGAGGAUUUCACAAACGAAGCCCUCCUUCUCGAGUCUGGCGACGGCCGUCCUCGUAAACCUACUCGCCCUCGUGAAAGCCCACAAUCCGACCUGAGAAACUUGCCUCGAAACGAGCAGCCCCCCGGCGCAGUUCAACCAAGGCAGCAAGCAAAUUUCCUUCAACGUCCAUCCCGACCAAGCUCCCAGGAUCCCAGAGCUCGAGUUUCUAGGUUCGCCGCAGAAGAGCAACAGGCACAAGCCUAUGUCAGCCCUGCGAGACGCAAGCGGCCCCAGGCGCCAGCACCUCCUUCUGAACCUGCGGUCGAUCUGUUUGAUUCUCCUGCUCCUACAGCUAGUCGUUCGAAACCAUCUCCUCCUGUACAGACUGCCACUCCCCCGGCACGUUCGGCCUCCAUCCCCGUACGUCCGAAAGCCCCAACUAGAGCCAUUCCUCCAGUAUCCGAACAGGCGCUUCAAUCGACACAACGCCACCGCGGAAAGGCCGCAGAGUCCUAUAAGCGGGGUGACUAUGCAGAAGCGCACCAAAGCUUCUCCACUGCUCUCGGCAUGCUUCCUGAUAAGCACCCCAUUACCAUCAUAAUCCGCAGCAACCGUGCCAUGACGGCUCUGAAGAUUGGCGAACCCAAGUCCGCCGUCGAUGAUGCCGACAUCAUCCUCACCUUCAUUGGCCCAUCCAAGGGUGAAUCGGAGACAAUCGAUCUAGGCAACGGCGAGGCGCCCAAGCCGAUGAAAGACUUCUACGGCAAAGCCUUGAUGCGCAAGGCCGAAGCACUUGAGCAACUCGAACGCUGGGUCGAUGCAGCCCAAGCAUGGAAAGAGGCCGUGGAGUCCGGCCACGGCGGAAGCACCAGUAUCCAAGGCCGGAAUCGAUGCGAGAAAGCCGCUGGUACCAGCAAGCCUCAAUCUCAGCCUGCAGCCCCCAGAAAGCGACCCAGCCCUGCUCCCAAGAAAACAUCCGCUUUGUCGGAUCUCACACCCACUUCUGUGUCUGGGACAGACUUUGAAGCUGUCAGUCGUUUACGACAGGCUAACCAGGCCGCUGAACGAGCCGACGAGGAAAAGUUCGCUCUUUCUGAGAGUGUUGAUGCGAGAAUCGCCACUUGGCGCAACGGCAAGCAGGAUAACCUGCGCGCACUGCUGGGUAGCUUGGAUACUGUGCUGUGGCCUGAGGCUGGGUGGAAGAAGAUCGGCUUGUCGGAGCUGGUGUUGCCGAAUAAGGUUAAAAUUCAGUAUAUGAAAGGGAUUGGCAAGGUGCAUCCUGAUAAGAUCUCCACUACUGCCACUACUGAACAACGCAUGAUUGCGGGAUCGGUGUUUGGAACUCUCAAUGAAGCCUGGGAUAAGUUUAGGGUCGAGAACAAUCUCUGA